This is a messenger RNA of Parastagonospora nodorum SN15, 393 nucleotides long. RefSeq lists its product as hypothetical. The transcript is spliced from 2 exons. Lineage: Eukaryota; Fungi; Ascomycota; Dothideomycetes; Pleosporales; Phaeosphaeriaceae. The coding region runs from base 1 to 393 and encodes 130 amino acids. The record is from RefSeq and is a predicted model, not a curated record.
AUGCCAUCGUGGGCAGCUUGCGUCGUCGCUCGCUGUGCUCCAAGCUUCAUGCUUCUCCGGACAGCUCAUGCCCAACGCGGUCGUCAAGCUGCCGGCUUUGCGCAUCAUCACUCGUCCGAUCAAGGGCUCUUUCUCUGCAGCCUCCCGCUCGCCGACUUUGACGAGUCCAAGACAGGGAGCAACGCAGUCUGGGACAUCGGCUGCCAUGUGACCAGUCCCCAGCCUCCAGCCUCCAGCCUCCAGCCUCCAGCCUCCAGCCUCCAGCCUCCAGCCUCCAGCCUCCAGCCUCCAGCACUCUCAGACGCUGCUGGCAGGACCCUGGCAAUCUACCAACCGCUCUGCUUGACGUCCUGUCCUCAGAUGCAACUCCUGCAAACCUUGCUCGAGCACUGA